Messenger RNA from Recurvomyces mirabilis, 3819 nucleotides. It is a transcript of the gene RRP12, whose product is annotated as pre-rRNA processing protein. The transcript has a single exon. The coding region runs from base 1 to 3819 and encodes 1272 amino acids. Lineage: Eukaryota; Fungi; Ascomycota; Dothideomycetes; Mycosphaerellales; Teratosphaeriaceae. The record is from RefSeq and is a predicted model, not a curated record.
AUGUCGCUUCAAGAGCGCCUCGAGAAGAUACGAAAUCAGCCGAAACUGCAGAGCGCGCAACAGACUGCUGUCGUGUUGAGCGCGAUCGAGGACACACUACGAACACAAAAAAGCGAACCCACGGCUACCGCAUACUUCGCUGCGCUUCUGAGCUUGCUUGGCCAGUACAUAUCGACGGAGAAGGGCAUAGUCAACAAGGAAGUUGCGUAUGCGGUCGUGUAUCUUCUGGAUCUGGUAACGAGCCAUGUCUCUGCACCGCUACUACGAUCGAAGUUUCCGCAAAUCCUGGCCUCACUUGCGCCAGCCUUGACACACCCAGACGCCGAAGCACCGCUGUUACGAGCAAGCAUAGGGUGUCUAGAGUCGCUGCUAGUAGCCCAGGAUGGCCAAGCAUGGGCUCUUCCACAGUCCGCGAGCAGUCCAAGAGGUGCGGUGGGAGCGCUGCUGGCAUUGGCGAUGGAUCAAAGACCGAAAGUUCGGAGAAGAGCACAAGAUGCGCUGGACAAAGUGCUAAGACACCCUCCGCCGAUUCCGAGCCUCGAUCACCCAGCGGCGGACAUGUGCGCCGAGUCUUCGUUACGAAGCUUGCAGGCUGCUGCAGAUGAGGCGAACAGUAAGAAGAAGCAGAAGCAUAGAGGGCAGAAGGAUGAGCAAGGUCAUGAGCCAGGCCUCAUGCAUGCUUUGCAGCUGGUGAAGGGAAUAGCAUCUGCCGAGAAUGGUUGGCCGAGCAAGAAAUUAGACGCACUCUGUGCACUUUUGUUGAGCAUAUCGAGAGGCAGCAAUGAGUUUCUGACAAUGGCUGCGUUCGAAGUUUUCGAGAUUAUCUUCGCGGGUCUUGCUGGCCAGGUAUCUUCGGCGAAGCUUCCAAGACUACUCGACGCUAUCAAGGAACUUCAGCCGUCACAAAACGACAGCCAACUCUUGCCACCAUGGAUUGCAGUACUAAGCCGAGGCCACGAGGUUGCAGGGCAAAUCGAACCUCAGGAGACAUUCGAAAACCUGCCGGACUUGUUUGACAUGGUGGCUCUGUUCCUUGCAUCCUCUUCGCACAACAUCCGGAUCUCGGCAUCCGAGUGUCUAAUCUCGCUGCUUAGCACUUGUGUGCCCGACUCUGUGAUCCUCGAACCUAGCAUCAUGGACGAUAAGGCUUUGGAAAGAAUAGCAGGCACCAUGCAAGAACUACUUAGCGUAAAAUACCAGACAGCUUGGACGGAAGUGUUCAACGUUGCCACUGCAGCUUUCAAUGCUUUGAAGUGGCGGGCACAUCCGUUACUGCGAGGCGUUCUGCAGACUGUCGGUGACCUGCGCAGCAAUGACUCUUUCGCUGGCAAAAAGGAGGCAGACGCAGUCCUUUCUGCAGCUAUCCAUGCCAUGGGACCCGGCGACUUCCUUGCUACGCUGCCGCUGAAUCUAGGCAAACCUGUGGCUGGUCGGCCUGGACGAGCAUGGCUUCUACCUCUCAUGCGCGACUCAGUCAGCAAUACGAGACUUGCACACUUCCGGUCCGAGCUUGUGCCACUGAGCGAGACCAUGUUCCAACGCGUGCUCAACCAUGGCAGUCGCGAGAAGACGAUGGAGAUCAAAAUCUUCGAAACCGUGGUGUCGCAGAUCUGGGCAUGUCUGCCUGGCUAUUGCGAGCUGCCCCUAGAUCUGCAGGAGAGCUUCGAUCAGACCUUUGCAGAAAUGCUCAGCAAUCUCCUGUACCAGCAACCCCAACUGAGGACAGAAAUAUGUAAGGCUUUGCAAAAUCUUGUCGACACGAAUAAAGCAAUUGCGGAGCUGGAAGGAGAGACAGAAGACCUGAUACGACAAGGCCGAGUCACGAAGAUCGAAGCCGCGAAGAAUUUGCAACACCUAGCUGGACUUGCUAGUAAUCUGCUUGCGGUUCUGUUCAAUGUGUACAGCCAGACACUCCCGCAUAACCGCGGGAAUCUACUACAGUGCAUCAACGCAUUCCUGAGUAUCACACCCGAUGCAGAGCUCAUGGAAACAUUCCAGCGUGUUGCUACUAUGCUCGAAGCUGAGGUGGCAAAGCCUGUCGAGGUCAAAGAAGUGGGUGUCAGGAAGCAACAACUGUCGAGUGAAGAAGCCAAGAACAAGAUGCCUCUGGUAUCACAUACACUAAUGGAUCUUGUUAUCACAAUGUCAAUCUAUCUACCACGAGACAGCUUCGCAGGCUUGUUCGUUAUGGCAAGCAAGAUCGUCCAGCGUCAGGAUGAUCCACAAUUGCAGAAGAAGGCAUACAAGCUGGUACCGCGUCUAGCAGAGUCUGACAUUGGUCAGAUGGCACUGAAGGAGAGGAGUACUGAGUUGCAGCAACUUCUGCUCGCCGCGGCAGAUAAGGCUUCAGCACCAGCCAAGCGAGAUCGUCUUGCAAGUCUCUCGAAGCUAGUGCCCUUCUUGCCGAAAAGUGACCUCAGCUUCAUUCCCAGUGUGCUGAGUGAAGUCGUGAUCGGGGUAAAGGAAGUCAAUGAGAAGGCUCGAACAGCUGCAUUCGAUCUACUGGUGCUAAUGGGUCAGACCAUGAGUGAAGGGGGCAUCGUAGUCAACUCCAAGGUACCACACAUGCCACCAGAUGCCCAUAGUGUCGAAGCCAAUCUCGAGGAAUACUUCACUAUGGUGUCCGCAGGUCUGGCCGGAAGCACACCGCACAUGAUCAGUGCCAGCAUUACUGCGCUCACUCGACUGCUCUACGAGUUCAGGAGUCAGCUCAAGCAAGAGACUGUUGUAGAUCUUGUGCAGACGAUGGACCUGUUCUUGACGAGCAACAACCGUGAGAUCGUGCGCUCUGUUCUUGGUUUUGUAAAGGUCUGUGUCAUCAGUCUUCCGACUGAGCUUAUGCUGCCACGGCUGGAAACUUUAGUCCCGAAUCUGGUCGUGUGGAGCCACGAACACAAGGCGCAAUUUAAGGCUAAGGUAAAGCAUAUCUUUGAAAGAAUGAUCCGGCGUUUCGGCGUCGAGAUUAUUGAGAAGUAUACGCCUGAAGCCGACAAAAAGCUCAUUGCCAACAUCCGCAAGACGAGAGAUCGACGCAAGCGGAAGAAUGCUACGGACGCUGAAGAGGGUGCGGGAGCGCCUGAGCAAAGGAAGGGUCGGUUCGAGAGCGAGUACGAUGAGGCGGUCUAUGGGUCAGACGAGGAACAGAAUGCGGAAGAUAGCGAUAUCAGUGAUGAUGAAGUCUUGGGCCGCGCAGUGGAGAAAGGCAAAUCCGCGAAGCAAAAGGGUGGGAAGCAGUACAUUGUUGAAGAUGAGGACGAGCCGCUCGACCUGCUCGAUAGGCGAGCUUUGGCUCAUGUGUCGUCUACGAAGCCUGCGAAGAAUCGUGGCGCAGCUGAACCAGCGAAGCGGAAAGCAGAUGUUGACUUGGACGGCAAGCUUGUCUUCAACGAAGAUAGUGACGACAACAACGAUGUCAUGGACUUUGAUGAUCGGGGUAUGUUCGGUGGCCAGGAGCCUGGAGAUGGAACUCUUGAAGGUGGGAUUAAUGCCUACGUCUCUGCACUGAAAGGCAAAGAUGCCCCACGACGAGGCGAGAACGGUAAGCUGAAGUUCAGCAAUAAGCGGUCUUCUGGCGCCGACGAUGAAGACGAGAUGGAGAUUGAUGAGCGGGAGAUUGCGAGUGCACGAAAACAAGGCCACAGUCAGGCGAGAGGUGGCGCCAAGCAGAAGCCUGUGAGACGUGGAUUGGGGAUGGAGAAGGCGAGGCCAGUGGGUGGUGGUGGAGCUGGGAUCAGGAAGCAGCAGAAGAGGCCGUUCAAGCAUGGUCUGCAAGCGAAAAGAGGAAAGGGGACGAGAAGGCACGAUUCAAAUCGCAGCUAG